Messenger RNA from Mycena indigotica, 1146 nucleotides. RefSeq lists its product as uncharacterized. The coding region runs from base 1 to 1146 and encodes 381 amino acids. NCBI's taxonomy places the organism in Eukaryota, Fungi, Basidiomycota, Agaricomycetes, Agaricales, Mycenaceae. The transcript has 2 exons. The record is from RefSeq and is a predicted model, not a curated record.
AUGUUCUACGUCGAGAUCACGCCAAUCGUUAUUCAAUACCUUGUCGUGAACGCUCAUGUGUUCUUGGACUUGAAGCAAGGCCUCAAAAUGUUUUUCCAGGAUGUCGUUCGCGCACUGUUAUCUGGAAAUAAUCCUUAUCUCGAUAAGACACAAGAGGAUAUUCUUGUCGACUCUGUAGAGUUUCUGGGUGGAUUGCACUACUUGAGAAGGUCACAAUUUCCUUGCCCUCAGCCGUACAACUUCUCAAUUCGUGUUUAUAACAGGCUGACCCCUGAUGUUUUCCAUGGCCGCUCCAGUUGGAGCAUUCAAGCGCUCACUCGAUAUACCAUCACGCGCAAAUACUCCCGAGCGAAUCUCCCGCCAUUUGAACGCUGGGCCUACGAUGAGACGAUGCGUGUCUUUGUCAAUGCUGCAAUUGACACCUUUGUGCCACUCUACUCAAUUAACCCAUCCUCUAAUCACGCAGAAAAAGAGAUGCUCGAUCUGAUCAAGCUUUGCUUCGACAUGGGCGUGCAGUCUCAAAACAAGCGAGCUUUGGACCAUAUGCUCACACCCCCUCCAGAUCGAAGCAUCGAGAUUCACACAUUGAAUUGUCUUGUGCCAUUUAUAAACGUAUUGGCACAGUUUCUCAAGACCGUGCAGCUCGGCCUCACAAACCAACCUUUCAACAAGUUUGUGGCUACCGUUCUUCAACGCUAUGUCGACCAGGUUGUGGGUCAGCAACCUUCUGGUGUUUGCCCCACUCCAGAGCAGAUAAAAGGGCUAGGCUGUGCCUGUGCGACAUGCGUUCAAUUUCAAGCUUUUCUAAGUGACGCGCAAUCCGAAUCAAGAAGCGUCUCAAGCCUGGACAUGUCCCAUGUCGAGGAGCAUUUUGCAACGGCAACAAAGGCUUGGGAUGUGAGAUGGGAGGUACAAUACCGUGGACGUCGAAGCUACGUCAACCGCUCCCUGUUGGUGACCAAGCCGCAAGUCAUGCUGAGCAUUUUGCGGUGGAGAUCGAGUGCACAAACGGCAAAAACGAUACUAGUCAGUCUAGGCGAUCCCCAACGUCAGGCCGAAAUCCUCGGGGACGAGUACGAUUCGAUUUGUGCUCGCAUCGGCUUGGAGUAUUUGCGACCGGAGGUUACUUUGAACCCCAUUCAGUGA